AUGUUUUUUCAUAAAACAACAACACCACGGAAAAGAAGAGGAGAAAGAAGUCAAAACGGAAGUUCGAGUAAAAACAAUUUGUUUUCAGGCGGUUUAUCGACAACUCUUCCAGCGGAUAUUUUUCUAUCCGAAAAUUGCACUCAAGUUUUCGCUCAAACGGGUACGACGCCGAUUUUACACUGCGAAGUUGGCGAAAUCGAAGAUAUAACCGUGUCUUGGAUAAGAAGAAAAGAUUUUCAUUUGUUGACAGUUGGUUUGGCCACGUACAGCAGCGAUGAACGAUUUUUUACAUCUCACGUACUUCAUCCACAGGAUUGGGCUUUACACAUACGUUUCGCGGGUACUAAAGAUACGGGUUUAUACGAAUGUCAAGCAUCAACUCAUCCUCCGACGAGUUUGUUUGUUAAACUUCAACUAGUCGAAGCAAGAGCUGAAAUUCACGGAGCACCUGAAAAAUUUGUUAUGAGUGGAAGCUCACUUAAACUCACUUGUAAGCUUUUAUUAAGCACCGAACCUCCGACUUAUGUUUUUUGGUAUCACGAAAAAAGAAUGAUCAAUUACGAUCGGGAAAGAGGAGUGGAAGUUAUUUUGGGAAGAUAUUCGAGCGAUUUAUUAAUAUCAAAAGCUCAAAAACCGGAUUCUGGAAAUUAUACAUGUGCACCGUCUAAUGCUCAAUCUGCAAGCAUAAUAGUGCACGUGUUAAAUAGCACGUUGGGUGAGUGA
Pediculus humanus corporis (human body louse) is the source of this 723-nucleotide messenger RNA. RefSeq names its product limbic system-associated membrane protein precursor, putative. Gene Ontology annotation, biological process: synapse organization. The record is from RefSeq and is a predicted model, not a curated record. The transcript is spliced from 6 exons. Lineage: Eukaryota; Metazoa; Arthropoda; Insecta; Psocodea; Pediculidae. Gene Ontology annotation, cellular component: neuron projection membrane. The coding region runs from base 1 to 723 and encodes 240 amino acids.